This is a messenger RNA of Adineta ricciae, 882 nucleotides long. The record is from the annotation of a GenBank genome assembly. NCBI's taxonomy places the organism in Eukaryota, Metazoa, Rotifera, Eurotatoria, Adinetida, Adinetidae.
AUGGCAGGUCGACGCAUAUCUGUUCGUGGUACAACUUAUCGGCUUGAAAACCAGAUUGGUCAUGGUCUUCACAGUCUCGUUUAUGCUAGUCGAGAUCCACGUACUGGCCGACCAGUAGCUAUAAAGAUAAUUAAUUUCCUUCAUGGAUCAUAUUCCGUGAAAGCUGAUACGGAAUCUCGACGACAAUCGUACUGGAAAGAACUUCAAAUGCUUUUAUACUUACAGCCUUUGAAUCCUUACAUAAUUCGAGUUUUGAAUCACGAUCACAACGAUCGGCAAGGUAUCAUUGUCAUGGAACGUGGUGAAACAUUGCGUGACACACUUAUCGAGCACGUUCUUGGUGGCAAACCAUUACCCGGCGCAACUGUACAUCUCUUUUGGACACAAAUGGUUGAAGCUAUCUACUACAUGCAUCAACUUGCCAUUGUCCACGGCGAUGUUAAACCAGAAAAUUUCAUUCAAGUUGGUGCGGAUGGAUCAGCACUGAGAUUAAUUGAUAUGGGUAUUAGUUUUCGAUUGCCACCGAAUGUGACUAGCCGUCUGAAGACAGCGGCUGGUACACCAGAUUAUGUCUCGCCAGAAAUGGUCAAUUCUCGUGUUGGUCUCAGCUCCAAGUCGAAAUGCGGCUAUAAGGCGGAUAUCUGGGCUCUCGGUGUGAUUCUCUUCGAAAUGGCGUUCGGUUAUCGUCCGUUGCAAUCUCUACGUAGUAACGAAGCAAAAUUGAACUUUCUGGGCAAACUACGUCGCGAUAUAUCAAUACCACCACAUCCUGAUAAACAGUUACGUGAUAUUUUGAAACGUUGUUUACGUUCCAAUCCUCGUCGUCGCCCGAAUGCUGAAGAAGUCUUUAAUCAUCCGUAUGUAAGCGGUAGACGUAAAUAA